UACAAUCCGGGAGUGUUCAACUUGUUUUAUUGUGCACCAUCCAACUUAUAAAUUCAAACAAUUCUUUCUGUCCAUCACCAAUUGACUCUAUGAUGCACUGGAUUCAUAUCGCUCCUCGCUUCUCCCUCCUUGCCUCCAACAAAUCCCUCAGCUCGCCAAUAUUUUCUUGGACGACAUCGCAAUGCACGGCUUUCUAUAUAAGCGCAGAACCCUGUACACACUCUUCUUCCACAUGCUGACCGUGCUCCAAAGUGCCUCCCUCUUUCGACGUUCAGGUCUGAAUAGCUUCUACUUUACCGAUUCCAUUCCACAUGCAAAGAGGGCUUUGAGCAGCUACGAACUAGCAAGUCCUACUCAGAUACCGCAUAUACGACUCCUCGGAGGCCUAUAUUCACAUGGCAUUUAUCAAGGGUGAGCUUCGUGCAUGAAGGACGCCUGUCCGCUCCGACACCAUAUGGAAAUG
Molecule: messenger RNA, 463 nt
Organism: Suillus subalutaceus
Lineage: Eukaryota; Fungi; Basidiomycota; Agaricomycetes; Boletales; Suillaceae
Exons: 1
Coding region: 182-415 (77 amino acids)
Source: RefSeq, a predicted model, not a curated record